AUGAAUCGAAAUGGGCUUGAAAAAAUUUGUAAUCAAGCUACAAAUUUUUGGAAAUAAUAAUUCAUUGCAUCACCUAAAUAAGAUUUGGACAUAUCUACUAAUGCUGGAUCAAACAUCUUAGAAGAAUAAUCUAUUUUUGAAAUAUCUGCCAAAAAAACUGAAUAAUAUCUCUUUCCUGAGGUGGAAAGAUAAAACUUAAAGAAUGAAAAAAAUGAGUUCGAAUUCACUGAAAGAUCAGCUAAACAGCAGCAACAAUUUGAAGUGGAAGAUAAUUGUGAAGCAGAGGCCAGUUGUUCGCAGUGUUCUGAUUGUCUGAGUAAAAGAAGAGACAAAAAAAAAUCAAAACCAAGAUCUUGCAAAUCAAGUAAGCCUAUAAACUAUAUUUAAGCAAAACAAAGGUUCACUAUAUCUGAAGAAGCAUUCAUUAUGGAGUAAUCAAGAAAGGGAACUAGCUUUACCGAUAUAGCUUAACAAAUUCCAGGCUCUACUGUUAAUUAAGUCAAACAUCAUCUCCUGAAAAGACUUAAAAUUUGUAGUAAAAAGACAGAUCUUCAAGGAGAUAGUAUUGCAGAAAUUAUCUUAAAAAUCUAAUAACUAUAACAGUAAGACCUAAUAAUAUUUUAGAAAUGAGAAUUUAGAUAAUGCUGAUAAAAUUUAAGAACUCAGAUAACAUAUAUCUUAAAUAGAAAAUCAUUUGCAUCAAACUAAGCAAAUGAUACUGUAAAAGUAUAUGGUAUUGUUUCAAUAAUAAUGA
Paramecium octaurelia is the source of this 754-nucleotide messenger RNA. The record is from the annotation of a GenBank genome assembly. NCBI's taxonomy places the organism in Eukaryota, Ciliophora, Oligohymenophorea, Peniculida, Parameciidae.